AUGGCGAAAUGCUUAGAAACGGAGAAGCUGUUGCCAUUAAAAAGGUUCUACAGGACAAGAGAAAAGGAGGAACUCUAUCUUAACCUUGUAUUAGAGUAUGUCCCUGAGACUGUGCAUCGUGUUAUUAAACACUACAACAAGAUGAAUCAAAGGAUGCCCAUGAUCUAUGUGAAACUAUACAGUUAUCAGAUUUUCAGAGCCCUGGCCUACAUUCAUGGUAGUAUUGGAGUGUGUCACAGGGACAUCAAGCCUCAAAAUCUAUUGGUAAACCCACAUACCCAUCAGGUGAAGCUAUGCGAUUUUGGAAGUGCAAAAGUUUUGGUAAAAGGAGAGCCAAACAUUUCUUAUAUUUGUUCGAGGUAUUAUCGAGCACCUGAACUAAUUUUUGGGGCGACUGAGUACACCACCGCGAUAGAUAUCUGGUCUGGUGGAUGUGUUUUGGCAGAAUUGCUGCUUGGACAGCCUCUUUUCCCUGGUGAGAGUGGAGUUGACCAGCUAGUGGAAAUCAUAAAGGUUUUGGGUACCCCAACAAGGGAGGAGAUAAAGUGCAUGAACCCCAACUAUACAGAAUACAAAUUUCCCCAGAUUAAAGCUCACCCAUGGCAUAAGAUAUUCCAUAAGCGGAUGCCUCCAGAAGCUGUUGAUCUUGUCUCAAGGCUCCUGCAGUACUCCCCAAAUCUUCGAAGCACUGCUUUGGAGGCAAUGAUCCAUCCAUUCUUUGACGAGUUACGUGAUCCUGCUGCUAGGCUGCCAAAUGGGCGUUUCCUUCCACCACUUUUCAAUUUCAAGCCCCAUGAGCUGAAAGGGGUGCCUGUGGAGAUGGUUACCAAGUUGGUCCCAGAGCAUGCCAGGAAGCAUUGUGCAUUCCUUGGUCUGUAA
Molecule: messenger RNA, 879 nt
Organism: Lactuca saligna
Lineage: Eukaryota; Viridiplantae; Streptophyta; Magnoliopsida; Asterales; Asteraceae
Source: the annotation of a GenBank genome assembly